This is a messenger RNA of Caenorhabditis bovis, 1362 nucleotides long. The record is from the annotation of a GenBank genome assembly. NCBI's taxonomy places the organism in Eukaryota, Metazoa, Nematoda, Chromadorea, Rhabditida, Rhabditidae.
AUGAACCGGCUUGAAGUUGUUGAUCCAAGAUCUUCAGACAACACUGACCAACGUCGAGUUCAUGCAGUUCCACCAACUCCCAUGGUUCCGUAUGAGUCAAAUUCAGCAACGUCAUAUCAACGACGAGCAUCUGCAUCGAACGACCAAGUUUUGGAUAUGCCGCACUCACAAAAUCAAAGGAAUGUCACGAGCAAUCAGAAACUAAUACAAUCCUUGAGGGACGAAAACAUUCAUUUGAAAAAGGAGCUUGAAGCAAUGAAAAAGAGCCUAGCGAAAUUCCAACAGAUUGAAUUCUCUUAUGGGCGACUAGAAAAAGAAUAUGAAUACUUAGCAAACGAAAGAAAAAAGCAAGAGAAUUUGGAAUUCAACGCUAUACUCCAACUCGAAAAAACCAUCAAAAAGCUGACCGUUGAAAAGGAGGAUUUACAAAGUAGACUGGAAAAGGCGACUCAGGAGCCCGCAAUGGUUGCAAACUUAAUGAUAAAUGAGAUCCAACAACGGCAGGAGCUGUUUGCAUGCAAAGAGCGUCAAAAACUAGAGAUUGAAGCGCAGAAUCAGACACUCGAAGAGCAACGCAAUCAUAUCACGAUGCUCGAGAAGGCGUUGGCCAACUCGCAAGAGAGAAUGGCGAAACGGGAAAAGAAAUGCGACGAGCUGUCUGCAAUUGUCGCGCAUGCCGACGAGCUUCGGAAACAGUUGAGUGAAGCGUGGGAAGAGCAGCAACGACGCGAGCAAAUGAUCGAGGCCGAGCGCGCUCAAUGGGAAAUGGAAAAAACGCAAAUGCGCAUGCAGCUCAAUAAGGAUGCUAGUUUGACAGGAAGUCUCAAGAGAAUUCCCCCACCAAAUAGCACUGAGGAAAUGAUCCGAUUACGGAAGGCAAUCCAAGCCAAAGACGAGAAAAUAAUGCAGUUGGAGCGAUAUGUCUGCGAUUUGAAAAAGACGCUUAGCGAUGAAACCGAACGACGCAAAUCGACACUGGCGACAAUCACCGACACCUUCGAAGCAAGAAUCAAACGGCUGGAAGAUGAAAAAUUGGAAAAAGAUAUGAUGAUUAACGAGUUGCGAAUGGAAAAGGAUAAAUACAUCUCAUUAUUGGGAAGAAGUGACACCGACGACGCGAUGAGUAAAAUGGAAGAUAUCAGGCACAAGAUUCAAGAGCGACGCAGAAAAGGACGGCUCGCCGUUACUGGAGGGCUUAUUUCCGGUGAACAUUAUCGCUCUUCAUCCGGCUCAAUGGGUCAGUCGUCGUCUUUACAUAAUCGAACGUCGUCGGGACCGUUUGAUCCAGACCCAUCAUCCGCUUAUUCCAACAUGAAAACAACCAAUAAUAAUUUCUUGCCUGACGAUAGCUCAUUUCCAUAG